Messenger RNA from Striga asiatica, 1221 nucleotides. The record is from the annotation of a GenBank genome assembly. Lineage: Eukaryota; Viridiplantae; Streptophyta; Magnoliopsida; Lamiales; Orobanchaceae.
AUGGUGCAUGGUCCGAACGACCCCUGUGCAAAUGUGACAGAGAGAAUCAUGUCACGAGCAGGAUUCGAACCUGCAUCUGAAGCUGAUGAGGCUUACGAAUUGACCAAUUACUCUACCCCCAUAUAUUAUCCUAUAAGAAGAAUGUUUUACCCAAUCUCCACUUCAAUUGCCGGAAGAGCCCCUUACUCCCCCCGUAGAGAAAGACUGGUUCGAAAGGACCAGGAAAGAUCAGCUGUUCGCUCUUCUUCAAGGAGUGAGGGAGCAAUGACAUCGUACCGUACCCCUACCUAUGCAAGAUUGAAAGCAGAACUGAAACAGCGGCAAGAAAGAAAUUCGGGCAGAGAAGCAUGGCAAAGAAGUAGCUUAAAGCAAGAAAUCCACUUCCCUAGCCUGGUGGGAGAUCUGGUACCAAGUAGUCAGAAGAAAGACAGAUGCCGGGUGUUUUUCCCAAGGUACGAAACAGAGGAGACUCCCCGGCCUAUAAGACACGGAACACCUAGCCAAUCUCGGACAUGCGACAAGAGAGGGCUCCCUAAUUAUGCUUCCGGAUUGACUUCUUUAGGAAAAGCUAGAACGGAGAGGGAACAAACGGUUAAAUAUGGUUUGCUGGUACAGAAUCCGUUGCUAUUGGACUUGGCAACUUUGAACCUUUUCCUUUCUAACUUUCUAAAAGGAAGGCCCUCGUAUUACGCCACAGUAGCUUCGGUCAACAGGAUCCCUCUUUCUCGCUCAAAAAGAGCUCGGAACCUAGCCCGAGAGAGAAAAGCGUGCAUUACGAGUACUGCCCAGAUCUUCUCAAUACAAGAUCGAAAAGGAGGGGAAAGAGAAAUGGUUGCUAAAAGUGGUUAUGAGAAAGAGGAACCCGCGUCGAAAGGGUGUAGUUCUUGCGUCUACCUCCGUUCAUUCAUUCCUGGCCAACGGGCGGGGAAAGCAUUGAUUUGGUUCCAUCAGCUAACGCCACUUCGAGCGGAAGAGAAUAGUUUAACGGCAUGGUUGGGAGUGUUGAUGAGGGCUUUGGCCCGGCUGGAAGACGUCGAGGGGUCCCCCGCAGAUUCACUAAUAUCUGAACUGGGAAGAAAGCUUGCUUACCGUGAUUUUGAGUAUCAAGUCUGUGCUCUGACACUUUUUUCUUUAUCGGCAAAAAGAGUCUCAACUCGGUCUUCUGCUCUAAAGGGAGAGGCAAAAACAGAGUCUUAUCUCUUCGCCUCAGGGAAAGUAUAA